This is a messenger RNA of Acanthosepion pharaonis, 1506 nucleotides long. Lineage: Eukaryota; Metazoa; Mollusca; Cephalopoda; Sepiida; Sepiidae. The record is from the annotation of a GenBank genome assembly.
AUGGUGGUAGCGAUGAUGACGGUUGGGAACAACCUUAAUUCCUUCCUACACACACGCGUCACUCUGCUUUCUUUCUUUCUUCCUUCCUUUCUUUUAUCCUUCGUUUUAUAUCUCUCAUUUCAUUAUCUAUCUAUCUAUCUAUCUAUCUAUCUAUCUUUUGCCGGUUAUCGACACUUUAUUUCUUCCUUUCUAUCUAUCUGUCUGUUUGUGUAUCUCUCGUCAAUGAUCUUUCUUUGUUUCUUUGCAAUACUUUAUCUAUCUAUCUAUCUAUCUAUCUAUCUAUCUAUCUAUCUAUCUAUCUAUCUAUCUAUCGUUUGCCGGUUAUCGACACUUUAUUUCUUCCUUUCAUAUCUAUCUGUCUGUUUGUGUAUCUCUCGUCAAUGGUCUUUCUUUGUUUCUUUUGCAAUACUUUAUCUAUCUAUCUAUCUAUCUAUCUAUCUAUCUAUCUAUCUAUCUAUCUAUCGUUUGCCGUUUAUCGACACUUUAUUUCUUCCUUUCUAUCUAUCUGUCUGUUUGUCUCGUCAAUGGUCUUUCUUUGUUUCUUUGCAAUACUUUAUCUAUGAUCUAUCAUUUCUUUAUCUAUUCUUUGCAACUUUAUUUCUUCCUUUUAUCUAUCUGUCUGUUUUGUUUAUCUAUCUUUCUUUGUUUCUUUUCUAUUUAUCUAUCUAUCUAUCUAUCUAUCUAUCUAUCUAUCUAUCUAUCUAUCUAUCUAUCGUUUGCCGGUUAUCGACACUUUAUUUCUUCCUUUCUAUCUAUCUGUCUGUUUGUGUAUCUCUCGUCAAUGGUCUUUCUUUGUUUCUAAGCAAUACUUUAUCUAUCUAUCUAUCUAUCUAUCUAUCUAUCUAUCUAUCUAUCUUUUGCCGGUUAUCGACACUUUAUUUCUUCCUUUCUAUCUAUCUGUCUGUUUGUGUAUCUCUCGUCAAUGAUCUUUCUUUGUUUCUUUGCAAUACUUUAUCUAUCUAUCUAUCUAUCUAUCUAUCUAUCUAUCUAUCUAUCUAUCUAUCGUUUGCCGGUUAUCGACACUUUAUUUCUUCCUUUCUAUCUAUCUGUCUGUUUGUGUAUCUCUCGUCAAUGGUCUUUCUUUGUUUCUUUGCAAUACUUUAUCUAUCUAUCUAUCUAUCUAUCUAUCUAUCUAUCUAUCGUUUGCCGUUUAUCGACACUUUAUUUCUUCCUUUCUAUCUAUCUGUCUGUUUGUGUAUCUCUCGUCAAUGGUCUUUCUUUGUUUCUUUGCAAUACUUUAUCUAUCUAUCUAUCUAUCUAUCUAUCGUUUGCCGUUUAUCGACACUUUAUUUCUUCCUUUCUAUCUAUCUGUCUGUUUGUGUAUCUCUCGUCAAUGAUCUUUCUUUGUUUCUUUGCAAUACUUUAUCUAUCUAUCUAUCUAUCUAUCUAUCUAUCUAUCUAUCGUUUGCCGGUUAUCGACACUUUAUUUCUUCCUUUCUAUCUAUCUGUCUGUUUCAAUACUUUAUCUAUCUAUCUAUCUAUCUAUCUAUCUAUCUAUCUGUCUGA